GGCAUGCUCCUCACCCCUCUAAUGCUGAGAUUUUUUUCCAUUUGCAGUUUGAAGGGAGAAAGUACUGCGAACAUGAUUUUCAAAUGCUUUUUGCCCCUUGCUGCCAUCAAUGUGGUGAAUUCAUUAUUGGUCGUGUUAUUAAAGCUAUGAACAAUAGCUGGCAUCCAGAGUGCUUCUGCUGUGACAUCUGCCAACAAGUAUUGGCCGAUGUCGGAUUUGUCAAGAAUGCUGGCAGACAUCUUUGCCGUCCUUGCCAUAACAGGGAAAAAGCCAGAGGCCUGGGAAAGUACAUUUGCCAGAAGUGUCAUGCCAUUAUUGACGAACAGCCUCUCAUAUUCAAAAAUGAUCCUUAUCACCCUGAUCAUUUCAACUGUGCAAACUGCGGAAAGGAACUUACUGCUGAUGCUCGUGAGUUGAAGGGAGAAUUAUACUGCCUACCCUGCCAUGACAAAAUGGGUGUCCCCAUCUGUGGGGCAUGUAGAAGACCAAUUGAAGGCCGUGUGGUGAAUGCUAUGGGCAAACAGUGGCAUGUGGAGCAUUUUGUUUGUGCAAAAUGUGAAAAACCAUUCCUGGGUCAUCGUCAUUAUGAGAGAAAAGGCUUGGCGUAUUGUGAAACCCACUACAAUCAGCUAUUCGGUGAUGUUUGUUUCCAUUGCAACCGUGUGAUUGAAGGAGAUGUUGUGUCUGCUCUGAAUAAGGCGUGGUGCGUGAACUGUUUCGCUUGCUCAACUUGCAACACUAAGUUAACACUCAAGAAUAAAUUUGUUGAGUUUGAUAUGAAGCCUGUCUGCAAAAAGUGUUAUGAGAAGUUUCCUCUGGAGCUGAAGAAACGACUGAAGAAACUAGCUGAAACUUUGGGAAGGAAGUAAAGACUUCAUCUGCUUUCCCCUUCCUUUGUGAAAAUUUUAUAUAUAUACUUGGAGGCUGGGGGCUGCGUUGAGGCUGCAGUCAGACACCAAACGACGAUGUAUGCCUUCUAUCAGAUCGAAAUACCUUAGCAUUCUCUGUUCU
Messenger RNA from Tauraco erythrolophus (red-crested turaco), 1011 nucleotides. The record is from RefSeq and is a predicted model, not a curated record. Lineage: Eukaryota; Metazoa; Chordata; Aves; Musophagiformes; Musophagidae.